This is a messenger RNA of Cyprinodon variegatus (sheepshead minnow), 902 nucleotides long. RefSeq names its product zinc finger, AN1-type domain 1 (gene zfand1). NCBI's taxonomy places the organism in Eukaryota, Metazoa, Chordata, Actinopteri, Cyprinodontiformes, Cyprinodontidae. The record is from RefSeq and is a predicted model, not a curated record. Gene Ontology annotation, molecular function: zinc ion binding. Gene Ontology annotation, biological process: cytoplasmic stress granule disassembly. Bases 44 to 814 code for a protein of 256 amino acids. The transcript has 7 exons. Gene Ontology annotation, cellular component: cytoplasm; cytoplasmic stress granule.
CGCACCAGCAUGUUUCCAAUAAACCACGAAACAGAGUGAGCUCAUGCUACAGUAUUGGCUAAUGGCUGAAUUAGACAUUGGAAAACAUUGUCAGGUCGAUACCUGCAAUCUCAAAGAUUUUCUUCCAUUUGUUUGUGACUCCUGUAAUGGUGUUUACUGCCUUGAGCACAGAAGCAGAGAGGCCCACUCCUGUGCAGAGGAAACAGUAACAAGGGAAUCUAAGUGGACUGGAGGCAGCACCAGUUAUCCCUGCUCCUUUGAAGACUGCAAGGGAAAAGAGCUGCUGCCAGUUUUAUGCCCACACUGUGAAAAGCACUUCUGUUUGAUAUCAGAGUUUUUAGUUAUUGCCUUUCUCUUUUUAGAGUCGAAGGAUGGAUCCAAAAGCAAAGGGCGCAGAGGGGCAAAGAAUGCUGCCACUGCUGCAAAGGUAGCUCUUAUGAAACUAAAGCUGCAUGCUGCUGGAGACAAGGGACUGCCACAGACAGAAAGAACCUAUUUGCAGGUUUAUCUUCCAAAAGAAUCCAAGGACAGGAGCCGACCCAUGUUUUUCUCUUCAAAAUGGACCGUGGGUAAAAUGGUGGACUAUGCAGCCUCCUUAGCUGGCCUCAAGAACAACAACAAUGUUCUGACAGCCAAGAAGCUGCGUCUGUGUCACCCCGAGUCGGGCCAGGCUCUGCAGAUGGGUGACUCCCUGCAGUCUCUGCUGGCUAACCCUGAAGCUCCGCUGUACAAUGGUGGCAAUGUGAUUCUGGAAUACCUGGACAAUGACUCCACGGGACUGGAGGAUGUUUCUCAUUAUAUUAUUCAGUCAUGACAUGGCAAUAUCACUGAUAUUCAGAUGUUGUGCAGGUUUUUAUUUAUGUGAAUAAAAAUAUUUUUGUGGAUUUUGGUUUUAUGCUAAU